UGUUAAUAAGAAGCAAGGUAAGGAGGCCAGGAACAAGUUUAUCUGCAAACGCAAAUCUUCUGGCAUGUUCCUUUUCUUCAGUCUUCUACCAUUCAGACGUAAAUUUAUCAUGUGAUGCUUGUACAUUGUUGGUCUUGAACAACUUCUAACUAAAAGGCUUCAGGUAUUUCGUUAUUGAGUGGCACGCUAGAAAAUUUUGGCAACAACCUGCCCUAAGAAGCUCUGCCACGUGACUCUUUCAGUGGGGAAUUUGGCCCGGCUUUGAUUGGGCAGUUCGCCACACUUUCUAGGCUUCGCCCACAAAGACAAUUUACAUUUUGGGCCUACACCACCUCAACACCACCGACUUCACUUCCUCUUUUCACCCAACCCCAAGUCAACCAGCCAGGAGAGUCACAAUGUCGGCGAAGCCCACGAGCAAGACAUUCGGAAAGUCGACCCGAGAGGUUCCUGCCUCUUCGGAGAAGGCUAAGAAGUGGUACCCCGCUGACGACGAUGCCGAGAACAAGAAGGUCCGCAAGGCUGUCCGAUCUUGGGCCCCUCGCAAGUCCCUUCAGCCCGGUACUGUCCUCAUCCUCCUCGCUGGCCGCUUCCGUGGCAAGCGCGUCAUUCUCCUGAAGUCCCUCGACCAGGGUGUCCUCCUCGUCACCGGCCCCUUCAAGAUCAACGGUGUUCCUCUGCGACGAGUUAACUCCCGAUACGUCAUCGCUACCUCCUACAAGGUCGACAUCUCCGGUCUCGACGAGAAGAAGAUCGAGGAGGUCUCUCAGCCCAAGUACUUCACUGCUGAGAAGGCCAAGGAGAAGGCUGGUGAGGAGGCUUUCUUCAAGCAGGGAGAGAAGCCCCAGAAGAAGGAGGUCAACAGCAGCCGUGCCGCCGACCAGAAGGCCAUCGACAAGGCUCUGAUUGCCAACAUCAAGAAGGUUGACAUGCUGGCUUCUUACCUCUCCAGCUCUUUCAGCUUGAGGAAGGGUGACAAGCCCCACGAGAUGGCCUGGUAAAUGUGCAAUCUUGUGCCGGGGUGAUGGGAGUACCGGGGUUGCGACACAACGGGUUGUAGAACGGCAAGGGUCUCCGAAAUGGGCUGGUUUGGCCAAUUGCAUUUGGAAGUCGACGGCAUCGGUCCUAUUUUGGCGUCUGUAAUCAGGUUUUACAGUCAAAAAAACAAACGAGCAUACAAAAUUCUAGAGGCUUCCGGUCAGAGGCCGAUGAUGAUGAACUUCACUCGGACAUCCCAUCUCCUAAGUGAUAAAAACAACUGGUGUGAGCUAAGAGUUCUCAGAUCUGAUAUAGUCAAAAAGGACAUUGAUUUAUGAAUGAUCAACAUGAUUUCAAAUUUUCUGUGCGUUCAUCGGUCUGCGGGUGUGUCGAUCCUCUCCGGGUGGGCAAAGGAUGACUGAGAUGAGGAUUCAUAACAUCAAUAUGAGUUCUAUCUAAUCUCUUUACUUAUUCUCAAAUUGCCAUCCCAGUAACGCAGCCAUGAUGUUGCUU
This is a messenger RNA of Fusarium verticillioides 7600, 1491 nucleotides long. Its product is annotated as 50S ribosomal protein L6e. Bases 399 to 1001 code for a protein of 200 amino acids. Gene Ontology annotation, molecular function: structural constituent of ribosome; RNA binding. The transcript has 3 exons. NCBI's taxonomy places the organism in Eukaryota, Fungi, Ascomycota, Sordariomycetes, Hypocreales, Nectriaceae. Gene Ontology annotation, biological process: ribosomal large subunit assembly; cytoplasmic translation. Gene Ontology annotation, cellular component: ribosome; cytosolic large ribosomal subunit. The record is from RefSeq and is a predicted model, not a curated record.